Molecule: messenger RNA, 5758 nt
Organism: Xiphophorus maculatus (southern platyfish)
Lineage: Eukaryota; Metazoa; Chordata; Actinopteri; Cyprinodontiformes; Poeciliidae
Gene: slc6a13
Product: sodium- and chloride-dependent GABA transporter 2-like
Exons: 16
Coding region: 1557-3419 (620 amino acids)
Biological process (GO): sodium ion transmembrane transport
Cellular component (GO): membrane
Source: RefSeq, a predicted model, not a curated record
UUUCCACAGAUUAUCUGUCUUUUCAUGACAGUUUCAACAACAUAUAUAUAUGUCACACCCAUGGUAAGUGUAAACUUUGCAACCACCUGCUUAGACCUUCAUCCUUCUGUCAGUCGAUCAAAGAAAAAUAAAUCCCCAGAAGAGACAAAGGAAGGGGAAAUAGCAGUCAUCGGUCUCAAAGAACUGUUGUUUCCCAUCUUAAUCUCAGAGUUAAAAGAAUAAUUGUAUAUUUAAGAGUAACUGACACACGCUUUGCUGAAACUUGUCGACUGUGGAAAAAUACUCGAUGGGCGCACAACUCCGGCCAAAAGUCAAGUGCACACUUGCAGAUGCUUCUAAAUUAAAGGUGCAAUUCUCAAUGUUUGCGGUCUUGUUACAUUUUCUUUUUACUUUUGCUGAUUUCACUUGAUAUUGGUGACCAGCCAACUUGUAAAUAUUUGAAGUUCGAGCUAAAUCUGACAUGAGAAGAAACUUCGCCGAGUGUCAGUGAGAAGCAGCGCGGACAAUAGAGUCGGAGCAGUCAGUGCCCUGCGGCAGAACAGCUGGAGAUCGGUGGAAAGACGCGAGAGGAAAUAGGGGAUGUAGUUUAUACAGUGUCUGUCCUCUUUCCUCUGUCCUUAACAGUAUCAAAAAUCCUGUUUGUCCGCCAACAGAAGUCAUAACAGUCAAGUUUGUUUUAAAGAUGACACCUUUGCGAACUGGUUCUACCUGUUCCGUGCUCCAAGUGGGAUCAUCCACGUUAUUUGCAUUUUCUAACCUCGCCGUGUUUCCACGCUCCGUCCGUUUGCCACGCUUUCUAUCCCUGGAAAUUUCCUGCAGCCUCGAUCGCUUGGACAGUCACGUUGCUCGAUACUCUGGGAUGCAGCUGAUCGGAUUCAUUGUGCCCUCAUAACAAAACGAAGACGCCGCGCCAAAGCGGAGCCAUGUUUUAUAAAACAAAACAACACAGAUCAGCUCAGUGAGUUCUGGGAAAAUCUUUCUUGGCAUGUCUGUGAAUCGCGUGUCGGCCGCGCAGGUCGAGCCGCCUGCGCUUCGUGUUGGAACCCGCCGAGAGAGAUAUUUUCCAGUUUGGUGAGCAGCGUGCCGGUGCGUCGGGAGCAGGCGGACGCAGGCCGCUCCUCGGGCACGAGUGGAUAAAGCGAAAAGAAAUAAUAGGGAAUGAAGCGAGAGAGAAAAAUGAACAAUCUGAAACUAUGUACGGUGCUGAGGUGGAGGUAAACAACCCGAUGCAGUUUGUGCAGAACCCCUGGGAGAACGAGCCUGUCAAAAGGUUACGCAAUCAGCCCACCACACUGAGGCGGCACAGACCUCCAGUGUGCUGUAGGGGAUGUGUGUGUGUGUGCGUGUGUGUAUGUGUGUGCGUGCGUGUGUGUGUGAAUGGAUAAAGGGGGCGUUUCUUCAGCGAGAGGCAAAGCAGAGGGAAAAUCUCAAUGUAAGCUGCGCCAGAGUUUUCAGUUUCCUCUAUCUCCGCCCCUCAAUGCAUGUUAUAUAGUGAAACCUGAAGCGGUGGCUGACAGCCCCACUCUGUCCUGGAAGGCGGCCGUCUGUCAAACAUUAUGCAAGGUGAGAAACGAGAUGCAGAAAACACGUCCAAGGCGGAGCCGUCCAACGGUCAUGGCAGGCCGGUGGACAUCGUCCCCAGCACCGAGGAGAAGAUGAUGGACAGGGGCCAGUGGGGCAACAAGAUAGAGUUUGUCCUAUCUGUCGCCGGGGAAAUUAUCGGCCUGGGCAACGUCUGGCGUUUCCCCUACCUUUGCUACAAGAACGGAGGAGGGGCUUUUUUUAUUCCAUACCUCAUCUUCCUGUUUGCUUGUGGCAUCCCCGUGUUCCUCCUGGAGACUUCUUUGGGACAGUACACCAGUGAGGGCGGCAUCACUUGCUGGCGGAAAAUUUGCCCGUUGUUUGAAGGAGUGGGUUAUGCCACCCAGGUGAUUGUCGCUCUCCUGAACAUCUACUACAUUGUUGUGCUGGCCUGGGCCAUAUUCUUUCUCUUCAACUCCUUCACCUGGGAUCUUCCCUGGGCAUCUUGCAACAACACAUGGAACACAGAUUCCUGCAUGGCAUUUCAGAGGGGAAACGGCUCCGUCAAUCACCAUGAGAACGCCACCUCUCCCGUCAUUGAGUUUUGGGAGCGUAGAGUCCUGAGAAUUUCCUCUGGCAUUGACCACAUUGGCGCGUUAAACUGGGACCUGGUCGCCUGCUUGGCCGUCGCGUGGGUCAUCUGCUACUUCUGCAUCUGGAAGGGAGUCAAAUCAACUGGGAAGGUGGUUUACUUCACGGCUACUUUCCCGUACAUCAUGCUGUUGGUCCUGCUGAUCAGAGGAGUCACUUUGCCCGGAGCCUUGAGGGGAAUCCACUAUUACCUUUACCCCGAUUUGGGACGACUGUCUGACCCCCAGGUCUGGAUGGAUGCUGGAACGCAGAUAUUUUUCUCAUAUGCCAUCUGCCUGGGCUGCCUUACAGCCUUAGGAAGCUACAACAAAUACAACAACAACUGCUACAGGGACUGCGUGUGUCUCUGUUUCCUGAACAGCGGCACAAGUUUUCUCGCCGGCUUUGCCAUCUUCUCCAUUUUGGGUUUCAUGUCCUUUGAGCAAAACGUGCCGAUCUCAGAAGUGGCCGAAUCUGGUCCCGGUUUGGCCUUCAUAGCAUAUCCUCGCGCUGUCACCAUGAUGCCCCUUUCCCCUCUCUGGGCCUGCUGUUUCUUCGUAAUGAUUGUGUUCCUGGGACUGGACAGUCAGUUCGUGUGCGUGGAGAGCUUGGUGACAGCCAUGGUGGACAUGUAUCCCUCCGUCUUCCGCCGCAAAAACCGCAGGGAGCUCUUCAUCCUGGCAGUAGCUGUGGUGUCCUUCCUUUUGGGACUCAUCAUGCUGACAGAGGGAGGCAUGUACGUCUUCCAGCUGUUUGACUACUACGCAGCCAGCGGGAUGUGCCUUCUUUUCGUGGCUAUUUUUGAGACUGUUUGCAUUGCCUGGGUUUAUGGUGCUGAUCGUUACUAUGACAACAUAGAGGAUAUGAUCGGGUACCGUCCCGGCCCCGUCAUUAAAUUCUGCUGGCUCUUCUUUACCCCAGCAACGUGCUUCGGAACCUUUGCCUUUGCCUUGAUCAAGUACUCACCUCUGAAGUACAACAAUGAAUACGUGUACCCAGUAUGGGGGGACGGGAUUGGCUGGGUUCUGGCUCUGUCCUCCAUGCUCUGCAUCCCUCUGUGGGCGGCAGGGAAACUCUACUAUACUCCAGGAACGCUUAAAGAACGCCUCAUUCUUCUCACCACUCCUUCCACUGACUUACCAACGACGAAGCAACAACAAGGGAGGCUGAUGGGCGUCCAACCUGGAGACGGCGACAAACCCCAGCAGAAAGCUCCUCCCACCAGAGAUGGCUACUUCCCUGUAGACGAAAAAGAGUCUCACUGCUAGAGACUUGGGAGUCAAACUCUCUCUCUUUCUUUCUUUUUUCCUUUCUCUCUCUCUCUCUCUCUCUCUCCCACUUUCUCUCUCACUCCCUUACGUCAGGUGAAGACUUUCAGAGCCACCAUACCUGUAACUGCACCUCUUGCUACUGGAUCUUCCUCCCUCGUCCCGGUGCCUUGAACAAAACAUUCUCCAUCCUCUUUUGGAGAGCGUGUCAGCAUCUCAUUUGCCCAUGGCAGAGUAAUGUGUACAUUUGAAAACGUGACCACUAUAGGUUCUCAGUGGCAAAGAAAUUUGCUUUCUAAGGAAGCCUUUUCACCUGUUAUGGACAUCUGUAAUGUUCAGUUAGUUUGACGCGACGUUUCGGUAACUUUCGUUCAUUUUUAACGGCCUGGCCUGCAGCAGACGGAGCACAAGAAGUGUCCCGACACUGACUGCAGCGUUCAUGAAAAGCUAACUUGAAUAACAUUAUUGACUUUUUAAUUGCAUUUUUUAAUUAUUAUUAUUAAUGCAACAUAUACGUAUGUCUUGGAUACAGUUCUGCAGGGAUGACUUUUGUCAUCUCUGCGCGUUCGUACACUAUCUUGAAAAAGUUUGAAAAGUCUGGAAACCUGGAAUUAUGGGGGAAAAGGCGAUUCUUUGUCUGAAAAUAUGGUUCAAGUUUCCAGACUUUAUUUCUUAUCGUACCUUUUUCUAUUAAACAAAUGGAAAUUUCCAUAAGCAGCAUGAUUUUUACACUGUUUUAUAUUUGAAUACACGUUAUGUUUCAUCUGUGAUUUUCCACAUUGGAUUUUAAAUUCAAGAUGUUCACCAUCACCGACUUGAGAGGGAAAAAAAAAAAACUGACAUUUUACUGCUUCUUCACUGAAGGCCAAAAGUGUCACAUUAAAUGCCACAGCAAGUGUUAAGCAAAUAUUUAUGGAUGUGACCAUUUAAAUAAAUAACAAUGCAGGACAAUGCAGAAUAAAUAAAUACAUUUCAGCAAUUAUUAAAUGUUUCUUGAUUACAGAAAUAGACUUAUAGCAUGUAUUCUCUAUAUUUCAAAAGUGCAUGUGCUGAAGUAUUUAUUUUCUUACCUUAUUCAAUAGUAUUAAAUUUGUUUUAUCUGUCAACCUGAUCCAUCGUUAGGAAUUUCAAAUAUGAUGAAAGAAAAUAUUCAUAUUUUCUAAAAAAUGAUAAAUUACAAGAUCCAUGUUGUCUUAUAAAUUCUAUUUUUAUUUAAAUAAUCACAUGAACAGCCAUGACUAGGUCGGCUCAUCUUUGCAGACGAGCUCUUCUCAUUCAAGUCGGUUUUGAUGUCAAACAUUAAAGAAUCGGAAUAGAAUAGAUCCUGAUUCACAAAUAAGUGUUGAGUUUGAAGUAAAACUGAUCCAAGUCCAGUAGUUGUAAAAAAAAACAAAAAAAAACAGCAAUGGACCAGUCCUUUAAAGUGUCAAAACAAAAAAUUGGGAGCCAACAUCAGUGUUGUAGUUUUUUAAUGCUUUGUGGAAAAAAACACCUGGUCUCUACAGGUGUUUUUGAAAUGAUUGUAAUGCACUUCAAUGUCCAAAAUGUUCUAAAUGUAAACAUUUGAGCCUACAAAGUGGAAACCUGUGUAGGAACCCUUAAUUUCAACACCCUCAAUACCACACUUCUUUCUCUCCUUUCUUUCUUUCUUUCUUUCUUUCUUUCUUUCUUUCUUUCUUUCUUUCUUUCUUUCUUUCUUUCUUUCUUUCUUUUUUUUACCGAAGUAUACUAAUAAGUGCUGCUUGAGAGAACUUGAGGUGAGGAAUGUAGCUCAAAGGACCAAUCAGAUAAGCUGUUUUGUUUUUUUUAUCCCGUUGUAAUACUUUGGAAAAUUACGAUUUAAUUUUUCACCUGCUUUACUGAAUUUUACAGAGUUGCAUGGUUAUUUUGUUUGUCUUUUUUUUUUUUUUUAUCGUUUCCUUUUACUUUUGAUGUUGACACAGUUUUACCUUAGCUGGGGGUGUCUUGUAUCUAAUAUACAGGCUUUUUUAUGCCGUUAAAAUGCAAAGGUUCUUAAACAGGGUGUUGAUCUGGGAAAGCUGGUUGAUAUGUUUCUUUUUAAAAAAAAAAAAAAAAAGCCUUAUUUGAUUUCUUUUCUGGUGCACACGACAAACCUCAGACUUGGUCCAUGUGGGAAUGAAUGUACAAUAACCGAUUACUAUACAGAACAAUUUAUACAACUUUUCUAUUGUGAAAUAUGUUUUUAUGACUGAUUAAUAUCACCUUAAAUUUAAAACAAUGCUUUCUGUUUUUCUGAUGUUAUUCAUUUUACCUUACCUGAUUUUCAUAUAACUGUCUUGGUAUAUAAAAAUAAUAAAACAAUCUGUUGUUGCAGUUGG